Messenger RNA from Lactuca sativa (garden lettuce), 1020 nucleotides. The record is from RefSeq and is a predicted model, not a curated record. Lineage: Eukaryota; Viridiplantae; Streptophyta; Magnoliopsida; Asterales; Asteraceae.
AUGACACUGGAAGCCACAAAGGAUGAAGCUAAUGUCGCUUCAGACAAACUUGAUAGUGUUCUAGUUGUAGAAGUUGCCAGUGGAAAAUUCAUAACUAUUAGCGAUUGCAUUAAAAACAUCGUCAUCGACUUGAACGGGAAUAAUUUCCAUGAGGAGUUGUCGCCCAUUGAGUUGAAUGGUUUCGACAUCGUGUUCAGAAUGGAUUGGCUUAGUGCAAAUGAUGUUGAGAUACUAUGCAAUAGGAAGAUGGUGAGAGUAAACCCACCUGGAAAUGAGGCUGGUGAUUUGUACCUCACCAUUGGGGAUUUUGUUAAAGAGUGGCUACCUACGGUACUAAAUAUGUCACAUCGAAGCUACCCUUCUUGUCAUAUGACAUUUGCCUUCAAUGUUGAUGGGACAUGCGAGAUGGAAAUCUUCAAGGAAACAAAGAAGAAGUUUUCAUUAAAGUCAAAGAUCCAGGUCCUUGUUAUUUAUAUGGAGGAAUGGUCUAUCAACCCUAGAAAAACUAAGGCACUUGACAAAGUAUCACUAGAAAUUGUUAAUUUGAAAGUUGCAAAUAAUCCUCUGAUUGAAAUGCCCUUCAAAAAACUAGAAAACUGUAACCAAGUUGUUAAAAUUGGGAAACAGAUGAAGUUAUCAUUAGUCAGUAUUGUUGGAAAUGAUAUUGGUCAGUGGAAUAAAAAACUAAUACUUGUGUGGGUGCUCUUAGCUUUCGGUGAUGAAAAUGGUAAAAUGGUAACUCUACUUUCUUUUCAAGCUUAUUUAUGGCAAUUGAUGCGAUUCAACAUCCUACAACUUCUCAAGUACUUAAGAUCUUAUUCACUUGGUAAGGAAUUCAAUAAUGUUGAUAUUUUAAAUUGGGCUAAUACCAAAGUCAGAAGCACUGGAAGCCAGAGCUGUAUGAAGAGCUUCAAGGGUUUAUCAGAUGGCAUAUUAUUCAAUGAGAUACUUAGUGUUGUGUGGCCUUGUGUUAUUAAUUGGCGCCUCGUUACAAAAGGCCAUACUGAUAAUUACUAUUGA